AUUCAGAGACCACAGUUGAGAGAGGAGUCUCGAUCUCGGCGCAGCACUGCCAGCCCCGUCAGUCCCUCGGCCGAAUUUCGGCGGAAAUGCCCACAGGCGAAUAGGCAGGCGAGUCGCACGAGGAAAUUCGCACAUCUUCUAGUCCGUUGAGUCGGCCGAACCAGAGAAGAAUUCAGCAUGUCUUGCAGCGCUCAGGUGGUGCUGCUGGUGUGGUGCUCGGUGGUCGCCUCCCUCGCCACCUCUCCGCCCGCCGCAGCAGUGCCGCGGCUGGAUUUGCUGAGCCUCGAGAGCGGAUACCACGGAAUCGUCAAGGAAAAUGAGACCCUGGUGGAGGUGACCCCCAGGAUCAGGGGCGUCGGAGCCCCCAUCUGCAAUUUCCGCAUCGUCAACAAGCACCACGGCGAAGCGCCCUUCGAGAUCAUCUUGAAAGAUCAGGAGAAGGGUGAAGCCGAACUCAGGGCAAAGAAGACCCUGAACUGCGAGAAGAGAAAAAACUACAGAUUCGACAUCGCAGCUGUCAGUUGCAGUGGCGAGCAGAGUGAAAACGCCACUGUCCACAUUUCUGUGGCUGACAUCAACGAGUACGCUCCUGCUUUCCUCGAACCGAGCUAUGUGCGUCAGGUUGACGAGGGCAGGUUGUAUGAGGAGGUGGUCCGAGUGGAGGCCUCUGACCGCGACUGCACGCCUAAAUUUGGCGACGUCUGCAAGUACGAGAUCCUCACCAGUGACCAGCCCUUUGUCAUUGACAACGAGGGCGUCAUUCGCAAUACCGAGGCUCUUGACUACGAGCGCAGCCACAACCACAUCCUGACGGUGGUUGCCUAUGACUGUGGCAUGAAGCAGAGUGUUCCGGUCAUGGUCACUAUCAAGGUCAACCGCGUCUGCAAACUUGGAUGGAAAGGAAUUCCCGAAAGGAUUGAUUACGCUCCUGGCACCGGAAGGGAAGAACUCUUCCCUGAUGCUGAUCUUGACCUGUGCGACGUCCCCUGCAAUGUGAGAACUGUUGAGGCUCGUAUCAAGCUGCAGACCAGCCACAUCGGCAAAGGAUGCGACCGUGACACCUACUCUGUUCAGAGCCAGAGGAAACUUUGUGGUGCAAGUGCUGAGAGUGUUGACCUAUUGCCCAAUCCUGGACUCAGCACUGAGUGGACCAAGAAUCUGCCCAGCGACGAUGGUCACGAGUCUGACCAGAUCUUUGAGUUUGACGGUAACACCGCAGCUGUGGUGCCCAACACCGUCCUCGACGAGGCGCUGAGCCACACAUUCACAGUCGCUACUUGGAUGAAGCACAAGCAGAGCCCUGACAGCGACCACCACACUAAGGAACACAUCAUUUGUUCUGCUGACGACCACAAAAUGAACAGGCACCAUUACGCUUUGUUUGUGCGCAACUGCAGACUCAUUCUGCUGCUGAGAAGAGAUUUCAGCGAGGGUGAUCUCAACAUUUUCCGUCCGGCUGAAUGGAGAUGGAAGUUGCCACAGGUUUGUGACAACGAGUGGCAUCAUUACGCUGUGUCCGUCCAAUUCCCAGACGUUCAACUUUUUGUUGACGGCCAGGAAUUCAAGUCAGAAAAGAAGAAUCCUGAAAUUAUUGACGACUGGCCUCUGCACCCAACCAAGGGCAUCAACACCUCCCUGGCUGUGGGCGCCUGCUGGCAGGGCUCGGAAGGCAAAAUGAAGCAUUACUUCAAGGGUUAUCUUGCUGGUUUGGCUGUGCUGCUGCACAAGAAUGAGCGUCCUGAGGUGCUGGCCUGUCUGCACAAGUGCAAGGAGAGCCUCGAAGUACCCCCCAUGGAGCUUCUGGAGCCUGGAAUGGAGCUGUUGACCAACAGCGAGCUCACAGAAAUCACCAUGGAAGGCGACAACAAGACCAACUUGGAGGUCCUGCUGCGCAAGGUGGGAUACCUGAACUCGAGGGAGUUCCCAACGCCUGGCCGCAGGAAUGUGCACAUCUCGACAAUCAUCACCUGCGAAAGGGGAAGGCCUGUCAAGGUGCCGGCCGUCGAGAGCUACAUCCAAGUUCUGCAGCCACAGCAGCCCACGAUUGAGGUCAACGGCACUGGCAACAUUGCUCGUGAGUACGAGGACUUCAGGUUGGGCGUGCGUGUCUUCACUGACGUCCACAUCACUGUAACUGGAGACAAGGAUAACAACAAGGAGUGGAAGAAGGGAGAGCCCAUGACUGUGAUCGAGAAGAAGCUCGACUCGUGCACCGUCUCUGUCUACCCUCCCUUGAAUCCCGACCAUGAGACUCUUACCCUGCCAGACAACAUGAUGGCCCAGUUUGGCAUUGUUGCCAAGGUCAGCAGGGAUGGUGUUGUUGUUUCUGGAGCUGAUAUGAUUUACAACUACGAACAGGUACUGAGACAAAUUCAGUACACCAAUAAGAAGCCGGCUUAUUACUUGAAUAGAGUAUUUAAACUCAUCUGCUCUGAGUUGAACGGCCGCUUCACAAGCAAUGAAUACGUGCAGACCCUGACUGUGAUCCAUCCUCGAUCCCCCAUCAAGCUUGACGCCACCUCGGAACCGCUCCCUGACGUUUCAAGCUCUCCCGUGGCUAAGCAGGUGGACAGUGUGAUUGUCGAGCCAUCUGUUAUUCCUGCCCAUGUCAAACUGGACAGGCACCAUGCUGAAAUCAAACCUGCCCAAACCCUGAACGACAUUUACUUGGGAGACACACAGAGCGUUGUUGCCACCGGAAGCCAUGCCGUUACAAUCAUCAUUGUAGUUUGCGUCGGCUUCUUGGUGUUCAUGAUUGUGCUGGGAGUAAUCAGGAUCAGGGCUGCCCACCACCGCAGCCAGCAGGAGGAGUUGGCUGACACUGAGAUGGCGUGGGACGACUCGGCCCUCACCAUCACCGUCAACCCCAUGGAGUUGGCCGAGACGCACCGGCCCAAGUCUGGUGGCAAUCAGGCUGGACCGCAAAUAGCCCAGAGCGGCCACGUGCCCAAUGACUCAUCUGACGAGGAUGAAGACGAUGAUUCGAGUUAUCGGGACGAGCUUGACUCGAGCGAUGAUGACGACGUCGACGACGAGGCAAGCAACAAGAAAAGCAAGGACCUCGAGUGGGACAAUUCAACUCUCUCCAUCUAGAGGUCGUCGCAGGUGGAUCAGGAACUUGAAGGAGUCGCCAGUUUGCCAGCCACUCGCGCAAGUUCCUUACUUAUUAAGUAUAAGCAGUCUUAUAUUUGAUUAGACGCUGCUGCUUGUCUUACUUAGUUGAUCCACGCGAGGGUCCAACACUCUGUUAGUGCCAUAGCAUAGUCAGUCUGUCCCUGAUUUUCGCCAUGCCAGUGCCAUUCUCGGCCCAUUUUUUGGUUUUCGCGCUCGAUUGUGAUGGCUUUGAACUUAAACACUGAUUAGUUGUAAUGAUUGGGUUCUGAAUUAAUAAUUAUGCAUAUCAGCUCGGCAGCCGUUUUUUAAAAGUGUUAAAAAAACUAUCUCUCUCUAUCUAUAUAUGACGUCUCAUUGGCGCCUUAAAAAGGCAAAUGAGGAUUUAUUAUUAUUUUUUUGAGAAAUUUCCUAUUUUUCCGUUAACUCGCGCAAGGCUGCUGCUUUAGUAUUAAUUAGCAUUUGGUCCUUGUUACUCCUCGAGCACAACUUUGCACAUGAAUCAAACACGACAGAAGUAAAAUUUGAAGCUUCAAUUGGCCCCCGGUUAUUUUUAUAACAAAUAAAAAGACACUCGUAUGUAUAUGUACACACGCCACACACACACAUAAUGACACUCUAAAAUCACUUGUACACUCUAAAAAGUGGAGAAGGAGCUUAUUCGGUUGUUGAGACGGGCAGCACUUGUAACUAAAACCGUCCAUUUUUUGCUUGACUAGCGCUGUCUUGUUUUGUCUGCUGAGUUUCCUCACUCUUUGACGAUUAACAUACUUAACGAAAAGUAGCAAAAAUAAUAACGAGGCAAGAUAACUAAUUAAUUUAACUUUCUGUAGGUUUUAAGGUAGGAGUUAAAUGAUUAUAUUUUGAGUAAAGAUGCAAAUCAACAAGAGGAAGGCGCAUUUAUUGAAGCUUUGAACUUUACACUGGCAGGAGGAAUUACUUUUCUCUAUCCAAACUAAUUUGAAUCUGCUUAAUAAAAAGAUAUUUCGCUCGAGGCCCCCCGAGAAUUUUCCUCAUUUCGCUCUUUGAUAUUCGGAACUCCUCUCGAGGCUCUUGAAAUGAAUAAAAAAAAAAUCAGAAGUCGGUUGCCAUUUUUGACUGAAGCUCGCUAAGACCAAUUUUCUUCCAGGGUCCUCGGUCGUGAGUGGCGCCAGUAAUUGCAUUUCCUAAUUAAUUACCUAAUACUUUUAAUUUUGAAAAGUCUUACCCUCCUGAGGGGAGCCGGAAAUCGGCGAAAUUUGCCAACGCUCUGGGGGGUCUCUUAAAAAAAACGGCAUUACACAAAGUAAAAAAGGCGCUCGUCUGUUUAAUAAUCUAAUUUAGGGUGUGGGAUAAUAACUUUAAUAAGAGAAUAACUACUUAGUGGUGAGAUGAAUUUAUAUAAACACACACGACACGACACACCUAAUUGAAUUAUUACUUAACGGCAUAUUAUAAUAAUACUAUAUUUGAACACACACGCGCGCGUUUAUGAUUCUACACACUAAUAAUAAUAUUUAUAGACUGCUGUUUUUAUUUGAGUAUUUUGAAAAGAUUAGGUAGGCUAACCUAGCGGGCUUGCCAAGGAGAAUAGCACUCGAAUUAAAUUACUAAUCAAUCACCCUUUCUCUUCUCACUUGCAAGCAGAAUUAAAAAGCCUCCCCAGAAGUUUUUAUGGACAUUCCAGCAGGAGAGGGGCGGCUCGAGCACAAAUCCGCUUCUCUUUCAUUCGUUUUCUUUCUAUCUUGGCCACCCCUCUCGGCUAAAUUAAAAAUCGAUCGGUGUUUCUAGGUGACGAGCGGUGGGCGCCCUUAACGCACGCACUCGUCGGUUAAUUGACAGUUUAUAUAAUUAAUUCAUUACACACUGUGUCCGUUGAUGUUUCGAUUGUCCACUCGGUGUACUUAAUAAGGAAAAAUUAUAUUAAACUGCGUAUUAUAUACACACACAAAAACACACACACUCUUACGAAAAAUGAAAAGUAUUAGUCGAAAGAAUAAUUAUUUUUUAAAGUGACUCAGGAAGUUGACAAAAAAAAUGUAUUGAAUAAAAAUUUGACACGGAAAAUAAUAAGUAUUCCCGGUUGAAAAAAAGACACACCCAGUUGCUUAAGUAUGUUGUAAAAUAAAAAUAUAAGGUUAUAAAUGAAAAAUACUUAAAAAGAUACACGUGUAUUAGAUGAGAAACUGCCUGUUUGUUUGUAUAUUUAUGGACGGGUGUAGGCGAAACUAUGCUAAAAAAUUUGUCCCCAAGUGUCGCGCGAUGAAAAAGCAAACACACCAACACACGCAUUUUUCACAGCGGGAAGAAGAAGUUUUUGAAUCAAUAAAUAGAUGAUAAUAAUCCAACCUGUAUCUCUAUAUCUGUGCAAUAUCGAGUGUGAUUUUUUAACCGUUUGGUUCGUUUUCCGUCGCUGGUGGGUUUCGUUUGUAUUUUUUUACAUUAAUGAUGGUCUAUUUUUUCCUCAGCUCUGACGCAUUAUAUAUUAUACACAUAAAUCUACGAUAUGAAUUUUAAUUAAACUUGUAUAACGAAAAUGAAAAGUAUUAAUUGAAUUGCUGUAACAAAACACACACCUCUAUCCUAACUGACAACAAUGUAAAAUCCAUUAUCUACAAAUAAAAGCCUUACACCCAGUAUAAGGUACAAGAACCGACUUUUACUCUCCUGCCUCGAAAAUCAAUCCUCAACUUUUUUUGGCAAUCGGCCAUUCUCAAAUAACAUGAAAAGGGCACACGCCUGAUCAUUAGGGCUGAAAGGUUAGCGCUUUUGAAAUGGGUUCGCUGCCAAAAAAUGAAGAAAUUUGUUCCAACUCGCAAUAAUUGUUUAAUUAUUAUCACUGGCCCGAGAUGCAGGAAGUGGGCGCGAUAAUUUUUAGCACAAAAGGCACCCAGCUGGACGCAACGAGUCAAUUUGAAAGAGAUCGUUCCGCCGCAAACUCGGCUCGUGUGUGUGCCUAUGAUGAUGAGAUUGUGUGUGCAUAAUAUUUUUAUCAUUAGCCAGCAGCAGUGGUGGCCGCUCUGGUCGCCUCCACUGCCGCGGGAGGAGGGAAAAAGGCGUGUGGAGUUCUGCAACAGGUGCAGCAAAGUAAAUCUCGGCAUUUGGUGAGAACCGCGCUUGGGGACCAAACCACCUCUAGACAUGGAGCUAAUUGCUUUCGCCGCUCUUGCCCUCUUGGCUCCAGCCCUGGCCGUCCCCAUCAACCCCCAAAUGACUUUCCGGUUUGUUUCGCCAACACACACAUAUUCGCAGGGAAUUGACCUGAUGUCAGCUGCUACGGAGUAUGUGACCGACGAUUCCCAGUUGCAAGAGUUGCACUCCCUUCAGCCCGAAACAGAACCUGCCGACGUUUUGUCCGGGCCCGAAUUGGAAGCGUUUGCCGCGUCCUUCGUCAGCAACGAGCCGCGCUUUUUCCACCAAUUCCCCCACGAGCGCGCCCUGCUCGCCAACAUUCAGCUGCGACUGAGCCAAAACCUGCCCACCCUCAGGACUGGUUCCAUUCGACCUGGAUCGCCCUUUCUCAGAGCUUGAAAUUAAGGAAUUGUGCCAAAUUUGAUAUGAUUUUAGUUUAAGGUGGUUGGUGGUUGUAAUUUAUUUAUGGUAGACUCUGUAGAUAGGAAAUAAAAUUAAAAUUGUUAAUACAAGA
Molecule: messenger RNA, 6736 nt
Organism: Neocloeon triangulifer
Lineage: Eukaryota; Metazoa; Arthropoda; Insecta; Ephemeroptera; Baetidae
Gene: Cals
Product: calsyntenin-1
Exons: 15
Coding region: 178-3093 (971 amino acids)
Biological process (GO): positive regulation of synapse assembly; positive regulation of synaptic transmission; homophilic cell-cell adhesion
Cellular component (GO): cell surface; postsynaptic membrane
Molecular function (GO): calcium ion binding; kinesin binding; amyloid-beta binding
Source: RefSeq, a predicted model, not a curated record